AUUAGCAAGGCACUCUUUGCAGAAUACGUAGCAUGUCAGAAGAAAAAUAAGCCAUUCAGUGGUUUGGGAUUAGAACACAUGAACAAACCUUUUCCUAUUAUCCCAUCCCAGUUAACUAGUUCCACCAUUAGGAGCAGUGAAUUUCAGAUUGAUCUGUUCCACCUAAGAGAGCGAGACCUAUUGAGACGUUUUGCUGAAGAGGUUUUAGAACGUCAAUCUCUUGGAGAAAGCAAAGAGUCUACCUUCAUUUUAAGUUAUCAGCUCGCACAAGACUUGGGCAGAGCUUUCUCAGAACGAGCAAUAUUAAAAACGUUCAUGGAGGCAGAGUCAACUUUACCAGCUGGUUCAUUGAAGGAUGUCUUGGGACUGUUGAGAUCGAUGUAUGCUGUGAUAUGUGUGGAUGAAGAUGCUUCCUUUCUUCGAUAUGGAUACUUGUCAACAGAGAAUGCUUCUGCAGUGAGGAAAGAAGUGCCAAAACUCUGUGCUGAACUUCGCCCGCAUGCACUUGCCUUGGUCAGUUCCUUUGGUAUUCCCGAUGCUUUCUUGAGCCCAAUCGCGUAUAAUUGGAUCGAUUCAAAUUCUUGGUCUUCUUCUCAACUUUAGCUUAUGCAGUUUUUUACACACGAUCGGGUUAUGGGGUGGUGGUAAGCAUGUAUGAAUAAUAUUUUUGUUACACUAUGUAGAAUAUUACUAAACAGUGCAAAAAAAUUUGCACGAAUCUAAUCACGAAAGGUCGUGGUUACAUAGUACUGGGUAAAUAAUCAGUUAAAGAACAAAAUAAAAGUUGGGAGUUAGAUGAAAAUCAAGGCUUGGUCAUUCGUAUUGAUUUUCAUAAAUAAAUUUCUGUACCAUGUAAUAGUUUCCUUGCAUGUAAGUGCCUUUAAGUUUUUGUUAUUAAAAUACCUUUAAAUGCUUGAAUUCUUUUA
This is a messenger RNA of Cajanus cajan (pigeon pea), 926 nucleotides long. Lineage: Eukaryota; Viridiplantae; Streptophyta; Magnoliopsida; Fabales; Fabaceae. The record is from RefSeq and is a predicted model, not a curated record.